GCAUGAACGCUCGACGGAGGGCAAUGUCUAUGGUGAAUGUAGUUCAGCUUGGGUAAAACCAGAUACUGGAUCCAGGCGAUUCAUAAAGCGCAUUAACAGAUCUGCACCUGCUGCGCGUUUGGAAUUGUAUCUGCGCAAUAAGCUCAGCUCGCAGAUGCGUCCUAGAGAGCCAUACAGCAGAAGCCACGUUCUACCAUGAGCUAACUGCUCCUCUUUGACUGAAUUUUUCAGUGCAACGCAUAAAUAAAACGAAAAUGUCUACGGAGUUAGAUGUGUUUGUGGGGAACACUACUGUCCUGGAUGAAGACGUGUACCAACUGUGGCUGGAUGGACACACAGUCUCAGAUGCAGUGAGAAUACGGAUGGAAGCAGGUGCCUUGCAGGAGUGUGAAGCCAAUGCAGAAAUUCUGCACAGCGACACCAUGGACCAGUUCAGAACAUUCCAGAUGUGUGAGCGGCUCCUCCAGUCCCCUUCCAAAGUGGCCAAUCAGCUUCUGUUCCAGAUCCCUCCUCACCAUCAAACCAUGCUCAUCGAGAGGUACUAUGAGUUUGAUAGUGUGUUUGCCAGGGAGGUGCUGGGUAAGAAACUCUCCAAAGGGACCAAAAAAGACUUGGACGACAUCAGUUCAAAGACUGGGAUUGCGCUCAAGUGCUGUCGUCGACAGUUUGACAAUUUCAAGCAUGUGUUUAAAGUGGUGGAAGAGCUAAAAGGCCCCCUAGUGGAGAACAUACAGCGUCACUUUCUCCUGUCUGAUGUUUUGGCAAGGGACUAUGCUGCCAUCGUGUUCUUUGCUAACAGCCGUUUUGAGACAGGGAAGAGAAAGCUACAAUAUUUGUCUUUCCAGGACUUUGCCUUUUGCGCUGGUCAGCUCAUCAGCUACUGGACCGUGGGAGCAGUUGAGGAGACGACGGGAACUGAACAGACCCCUUUGCACGUCUGUGCUCUCUCUUAUUGUUCUCUUUGGUGUGAAGUGUGCCUUAACGACAACUAUACAUUUGUUCAUCCAUCCAGCUGUGUGUGUGGCAGGGUGAAUGUCCUGUACCCUGUAACUAUGAAGGCCACAUAUGUGCUACUUUGCAUGGGUCUGGUUGUUCUUCCUGCUACAAUCUGUCAGUCUCCUGCUGAACGUGACUCUUACACAGAGUGUACAGAUGGCUAUGAGUGGGACAUGCAGACUCAACUCUGUCGAGACAUAAACGAGUGUGAGACUAUACAGCAGGCUUGUCAAGGAGAGAUGAAAUGCUUUAAUCAUUAUGGUGGUUACCUGUGCCUUCCUCGCUCUGCCUCCGUGAUCACUGCACCUGAGCCCUCCAGCCAAUCAGAGCCCAGUGUUCAUGUGGAGCGUAACGAGGCCUUUAACCCCUGUCCUGUAGGCUACAGGGCUCAAGGAGAUACCUGCGUGGACAUUGAUGAAUGUGAAUUGGACAUGCAUGACUGUCAGCCCAGCCAGGAAUGCAUCAACACUGUGGGCACCUACACCUGUCAGUGCCCUGACGGCUACAGCAAGAUUGGCAUAGAGUGUGUGGAUAUCGACGAGUGCAGGUACAGGUACUGUCAGCAUCGCUGCGUGAACGUGCCAGGAUCUUUCUCUUGUGAAUGUGAGCCUGGCUUCCAAUUGGCAGGAAACAACAGAUCCUGUGUUGAUGUAAAUGAGUGUGAGAUGGGAGCACCUUGUCAACAAAGAUGUUACAACAGUUAUGGUACAUUCCUGUGUCGCUGUGAUCAAGGCUAUGACCUGGGACCCGAUGGCUUCUCAUGCAAUGAUAUUGAUGAGUGCAGCUAUUCCAGUUUCCUUUGCCAGUUUCAGUGUGUGAACGAGCCUGGAAGAUUCUCCUGUGUUUGUCCAGAAGGUUACGAGCUAGUAGGAACACGACUCUGCCAGGAUGUGAAUGAGUGUGAGACAGGCACUCAUCAGUGUGGGGAGGGACAGGUCUGUGUGAACAUCCAUGGUGGACAUCAGUGUGUCAACUCCAACCGCUGCCAGGACCCCUACGUCCAGGUUUCAGAGAAUCAUUGUAUAUGUCCAGUGGUGAAGCCAGAGUGUCGUGACCUGCCCUUUUCCAUUGUGCAUCGAUACAUGAGCAUCACCUCCGAACGCUCGGUUCCCUCUGACAUCUUCCAGAUCCAGGCCACCAGCGUCUAUCCUGGAGCCUACAACUCCUUCCGCAUUCGUUCUGGAGAUGAAAAUGAAGAAUUCUACAUACGGCAAAUCAACAACAUCAGUGCCAUGUUGGUUUUGGCCAGAGCAGUGACUGGACCGAAGGAGUACGUCCUCGAUCUGGAGAUGGUGUCUGUCAAUCCUCUCAUGAACUACCAGACCAGCUCUGUUCUGCGUCUCUCUGUUUAUGUUGGGCCUCAUGCUUUCUGAGGAGAGAGAGAUGGAGAGACAAACAUAGGGAAAACACUGUAUGAAUACAGUAUAUACAAGAAUAUCUUUAUUCAGUCUAUUUCUGCUUUUGUGUGUUGAAAAUUGGCAACACAGUUCCACAAAUCACCACCUAAUGAUGUGAAAUGAUUUUUUUUUAGGCUGACUGCAGGCCAGUGACUGCAGGCCUAUUCUGGGAAGCGCUAAAGCAUCUGAACAUUUAUUCCUCUCACUUUGUCACCGUGGACUCAUUCUCACACAUACAUGCAGCAUACAAGCACACACACCGAAAACACACACAUGUCUGCUGCAGAUAUUUCAGAAAGAAACGUCAAGAUAUAGUUUGUUAUUAGUAUUAGCUAACAAAACAAAAUAAAUAGGAAGAAUUAUCGAACCUACAUACAA
Messenger RNA from Sinocyclocheilus grahami, 2771 nucleotides. Its product is annotated as EGF-containing fibulin-like extracellular matrix protein 2. The record is from RefSeq and is a predicted model, not a curated record. The coding region runs from base 255 to 2369 and encodes 704 amino acids. Lineage: Eukaryota; Metazoa; Chordata; Actinopteri; Cypriniformes; Cyprinidae. Gene Ontology annotation, molecular function: calcium ion binding. The transcript is spliced from 17 exons.